Molecule: messenger RNA, 2970 nt
Organism: Vicia faba (fava bean)
Lineage: Eukaryota; Viridiplantae; Streptophyta; Magnoliopsida; Fabales; Fabaceae
Source: the annotation of a GenBank genome assembly
AUGCGUGUCACCGGGGAUUUAGGGUUUUCGAACCUAAUCCUUGUGGUGGUUUGUGUGGUGUUGCCGGUGAUUGGUUUUGUAAUUCGCCGGAAAUGUCAGGUUGCGGUGGCUAGGAAUGAGGAGAUCAAGAGGCUUUUGAUUUUGGCUGCUGAGGAAACUGAGAGGGUUGAGAGAGAGGCGUUAUAUGUGUCUGCUCCGGUGGUUUUUGCUACUGCUAACAAUUAUCAAUGUGCUCUUUGCUAUUUUCCUGCCACUGCGCGGUGUGCUAAGUGCAAAUCCGUUCGCUACUGUUCUACUCAUUGUCAAACAGUUCAUUGGCGUCAAGGUCAUAAAUUGGAAUGCCAUCCUCCCAGCAAAACACAUCAUAGUGAUGGCGAAAUAAGUGGUAUUGACAAGAGGAAAGUGGAGCAAGAUUACUCUAGUAUCCAUGAGAAAUCUGAAAACAGAGAGGAAAAUUUAGCAGAUACUAAUUCUGAAUUAUCUAGUAACUCAUUUUCUGGAUUUUCGGCUUCCCCAAGUUCUAGUGAUUCAUCUGAUGAUUCAUCUGUCUGUGAGAGUAUCGUCUCAAAUGAGCAUGACCAAUCAGAGGGACAUACUUCUUUUGUUCCCACCCUUGUCAUAACUGAUAAAACCACAAGCAAUAGCAAUGUGGAUGCAGCAAUCUCUUCUUCUCCAAAGUUUGCUAGUUUGCUUGAUUCAGUUGGUGGUUCUUCUACAGUUCAUAAAUUAAAUCAUAUCACAUCUGGUUCUAGUAAAGGAGAGAGGAAACUUGCAUCUAAUGGUGCUUCAGGCUCAAGCGUGUUGAAGGGUGUGAAAAUUGAGCCUUCUGGAUUCUGGGAUAAAGCUCUUGAUUCAGGAGGGAUUAAAGAUAACACUAAUAAUAAAACUUAUCCAUCCCAUUCUGAUGAAUCCACUUGUGGCAAGGCUGAUUCUGGAUUGUCAUUCCGCUUUCAAUUCGGCACCAUGUCUCCUUUGCAUGUACGUGAUACUGAGGCUAAGGAAUCUUUGCCUAAUGACACUCUUCCAAACUCUGUUGGGAAGAAUAUGCCACAUCCAGGAUCAGCGUCCUCUGAGAACAACAACAUGAAUUCUUUAAAGGGGAGGAACCUCUCAUUCACCAAUGGAGAUCCCAAUUUUAUAAGCAAAACUCGCAGUGGUUCUGGAUCUUAUCAAUUGGAAUCUAAAGAUAGCUCUGAGCCACCUCUGCAUUCCUUUUCCUCCCAAUCCUCCAGUCUUGGCAAAGAUCCAGGUUCUGCAGAUACUAGGAGCAUCCUUAACUUGCAACCAUCUGGCUCUGUGGCAUCAAAUCAUGUCGUGGACAACCAUGGCUUCUCCUCUAAGUCCGUCAUUGUUUUAUGCAAGACAGAUGAGCUUGCUGAUUCUGAAUUAGCUUCUACAAAUGAAGGACAUUCACAGCCAAGUACAAAACAUAGAAAUAAUGACAUUAAAUAUGGGACUGCCACUUCUUCUCAUAUUAGCUAUUCUGCAAAUUCUAAGAGUGGCUUAAAAACAUCUGUUUUGAAAGUCGUUGAUCAGAUUAGAGGAUCAAAUUUGUCAAAGCACACUCCUUUAGCCCUUGGGAGUGACAUUGCUGGAAAAUACAAUGAUAAGGGUCUUUUUCCAUAUGAAUCAUUUGUCAAGCUUUAUAACCACAACAAGGUGGAGUUGCGCCCGUUCGGUCUCAUAAAUUGUGGAAACAGUUGUUAUGCUAAUGCUGUAUUUCAGUGCCUAGCUUUUACUCCACCCUUAACUGCUUAUUUUCUUCAAGGACUACAUUCUAAAUCAUGUGCAAAUAAAAAAUGGUGCUUCACUUGUGAAUUUGAAAGUUUGAUUUUGAAGUCAAAGGACACAAAAUCCCCACUAUCUCCAAUGAGUAUACUUUCUCAAUUACAGCGUAUUGGGAGUCAGCUUGGCAAUGGCCAAGAAGAAGACGCACAUGAAUUUAUAAGACAUGCUAUUGACACAAUGCAAUCUGUUUGCCUUAUGGAAGCUGGGGUUAAUGCACCGGGUUCAUUGGAAGAGGACACUACUUUAAUGGGUCAAACAUUUGGAGGAUACCUUCGUUCAAAGAUAAAAUGCAUGAAAUGUGGUGGAAAGUCCGAGCGUCGGGAAAGAAUGAUGGAUCUAACUGUUGAGAUAGAAGGGGAGAUAUCAACACUUGCAGAGGCCCUUCGACGUUUUACAAGCACUGAGACUUUGGAUGGAGAAAAUAAGUACCACUGUGUCAGAUGUAAAUCUUAUGAGAAGGCCAAGAAGAAGCUGACAAUCUCAGAGGCACCCAAUAUUCUUACAGUUGCAUUAAAGAGAUUUCAGUCUGGAAAAUUCGGGAAGCUCAACAAGCCUAUUCAAUUUCCUGAAAUACUUGAUCUUGCGCCUUUCACGAGGCACUAUGUCUGCUACUUGAAGAAUAUUCAAAACAAGUGGUUCAAGGUUGACGACAGUGUGGUGACAGCUGUUGAAGUGGAGAGAGUCUUGACAAAAGGAGCAUAUAUGCUUUUUUAUGCAAGGUGCUCUCCAAGGGCCCCUAAAUUAAUUAGGAACAUGAUACUAUCCCCAGAUUCAAAAAGUAAGGUCAAUGGAAAGUCUCCUACAACGAAAGCAAGAUACGUGUCGUCAAAUUCUGGUGCAGCUGAACCCAUCAGUAGUUCAGUUUCUUCAAACAGCUCACCCACCAUGGAGUCUUUCUAUUCAAGUACUGAUAGUACCCGUGAUUCAACUAGCAUGGACGACUUCUCCGACUAUAUUUUUGGUGAUUCAGGGCAUGGAUGGAGUAGCCCGUGGAGGACUUCUGAUUCUGACUCGUCCUCAUCCUCUCCCUUGAAUUACAGACAUUCACCUCUAUCAGACAUGGACAAGUAUGAUUCAGUGUCUCCAGAUACAACUAGUUUGCGAAUUCCCACAGGAUUUAACCAUUCUAAUGAUAAGAACUCUGGUGUAUCGAGUAGAAAGUCGAGGAAAAGAACGGAUUGA